This is a messenger RNA of Lathyrus oleraceus (garden pea), 594 nucleotides long. RefSeq names its product tyrosine-protein phosphatase DSP3. The record is from RefSeq and is a predicted model, not a curated record. Lineage: Eukaryota; Viridiplantae; Streptophyta; Magnoliopsida; Fabales; Fabaceae. Gene Ontology annotation, biological process: dephosphorylation. Gene Ontology annotation, molecular function: phosphatase activity. Gene Ontology annotation, cellular component: cytoplasm. The transcript has 6 exons. Bases 1 to 510 code for a protein of 169 amino acids.
AUGGACCAGAGGUGGCACAUCAAACAGAAGCUACAGACUUUAAAAAUGAGGUACAUAUACUUGUGUCCUGAACCCUAUCCGGAGGAGAAUUUGGAGUUUCUUAAAUCACAGAAUAUUCGUCUAUUUCAAUUUGGAAUUGAGGGGAAAACGGAAGUUUCUUUACCUAUUCUCAAUGAUUCUAUUAUGGAGGCUUUGAAAAUUUUACUUGAUGUGAGAAAUCACCCUGUUUUGAUUCAUUGCAAACGAGGAAAGCAUAGAACAGGUUGUGUAGUUGGUUGCUUCAGAAAGAUGCAGAACUGGUGUCUGUCUUCUGUGUUUGAGAAGUACCAGCGCUAUGCUGGUGCUAAAUCCAGGACAACGGAUUUAACAUUUAUAGAGAUGUUUGACAUCAUAAAUCUUAGGCAGUGCCUCUACAGCAUCAUCUACCAGUAUCAAGGUGUUUCAAAGAAGCGCAGAUUGAUGUAUCAAGGCGAGACUACGCAGAAGCCACCCCGUUUGACAUCGUUUUAGCUGCUGCACUGGCUAUCAACUCCAUUUUUGGAUUUGGUAGAGAACUCAUACUUCAACGUAAUUUUUUGGAGUCUUUGAACAUAU